AAGGGGCCCGGAAACACAGAGGGACUCCACCUUAAACCAGUCCAGGAGGCGGGACCCUUGCCCCGCGGAGUGAAAGUCCAAACUUUAUCAAAUGCGGGACGGUGCGAAGUCCAGCGGUCGGACUCGGCCGCCUGCUGGAGCUGAGCAGAGUGUGCGAGGGAGCAGCAGAACCGUAGUCAUGACUGGACAAACCCGCUUCGUCAGCCCCUUUCACAGACCACGGUGCCUGGCCGCCGCUGCCGCCGGCCCAGGAGGCAAAGCCAAGCUGACCCAUCCCGGCAAGGCCAUCCUGGCAGGAGGAAUCGCCGGCGGCAUCGAGAUCUGCAUCACCUUUCCCACUGAGUAUGUGAAGACGCAGCUGCAGCUGGAUGAGAAGGCCAAUCCUCCCAAGUACCGUGGCAUUGCGGACUGUGUGAAACAGACGGUCAACAGUCACGGGGUCAGAGGACUCUACAGAGGGCUGAGCUCACUGGUGUAUGGCUCCAUCCCUAAAGCUGCAGUCAGGUUCGGGGUCUUCGAGUUCCUGAGUAACAAGAUGAGGGACGAGAGUGGGAAGCUGGACAGCAAGCGCGGCUUCAUGUGUGGCCUGGGGGCCGGAGUGGCCGAGGCAGUGGUGGUGGUCUGUCCCAUGGAGACGGUGAAGGUCAAGUUCAUCCACGACCAGACGUCCUCCAGUCCCAAGUACAGAGGCUUCUUCCAUGGUGUCCGAGAGAUCGUCAGGACCGAGGGUCUGAGGGGGACGUACCAGGGUCUCACAGCCACGGUCUUGAAGCAAGGUUCCAAUCAAGCCAUCAGGUUCUAUGUGAUGACGUCACUGAGGAACUGGUACAAAGGCGACAACCCGAACAGAACCAUCAACCCUCUGAUCACUGGAAUGUUUGGCGCUGUGGCCGGUGCUGCCAGUGUGUUCGGUAACACGCCACUGGAUGUCAUCAAAACCAGGAUGCAGGGACUGGAAGCUCACAAGUACAAGAGCACCUUCGACUGUGGAGUCCAGAUCCUGAAGCAUGAGGGGCCCCUGGCGUUCUACAAAGGGACGGUUCCCCGGCUGGGUCGGGUCUGCAUGGACGUGGCCAUCGUCUUCAUCAUUUACGAGGAAGUGGUGAAGCUUCUCAACAUUGUCUGGAAGACGGACUGAAGUGGACCGGACGUGCUGGCCUGGUUCUUCACGUUCUCACGCUCUGACAGCUACACACACUGGACCCGAUGUUCUGUUAUGUAUCUGUGACCCAAUAUCUCUGAUGGCAGCAGAAGUUGUCCCAGCAGGUCCAUUUGAUGCUCAGGGAAGAUAGUUCUGCUCAAACCAAUGCUGCCUGUCUCUAGCAGAGCACAUGCAGAAGUUCUACCUAAAAACCCUUUUUAUUUUAUGUGCCAUUUUAUUAUAUGGGUUCUUUUUAAGCCCUGGAUCUGCCACACGCUAUAAAAAUCUAAGCCAUGAGUUUUUAUUUUGCAAAUGUAGUCAGAUUGUUCCACUCUGAAGUGACCUGAUUCUUCAGAAUCGACGAGAUGAGUGGCCAUCUCGAGAAACCUCAGAAACAUUCCAUUUGGUGAUGACUGCACCAGAUCGUGUCUUUUAAUAUAUUCUGACUGCCUUGUGGUGGUCCAUGUGACCACUGCCCAGUGACGCGUGCCUUCAGCUCAUUCCCUGCUGCUCUGUGCUAUUUUACUGACGACUUAACUGCCAACUGUGAGGUCACUUCCUGUGACUGCUCUUCAAUAAACAGCAGAGCUGAA
Molecule: messenger RNA, 1734 nt
Organism: Synchiropus splendidus (mandarinfish)
Lineage: Eukaryota; Metazoa; Chordata; Actinopteri; Syngnathiformes; Callionymidae
Gene: slc25a1b
Product: slc25a1 solute carrier family 25 member 1b
Exons: 9
Coding region: 92-1138 (348 amino acids)
Biological process (GO): mitochondrial citrate transmembrane transport
Source: RefSeq, a predicted model, not a curated record